CGCCGAGCGGCCCGGAGGCCGGUCCUGCCUGAGGAUGCGGGGCCCUGGCUGCAUCCCCCCGACCUUGCCCGCCAGCUCAUCACACCAGGUCCGAGGGCAGGGCCACAGCCAAGGCGCCCGCGGGGCCAGAGGAGCGGGCCGGGAGCUCAGGCGCUGCCACCGGGUGGUGAGGAAGGAGCCCCAGGCAGGCCCCGGGCGGCCGAGGCGGGGGAAGAGACGCCGGGCCCCGGUUCCAGGUGAGCAGCCCCGCCCGCUCUGCCGGAGGCCGCGCUCGCUGCCCGCUCCCACCCUGCGGGAGCUGCGGGUGCAGGGCCCUGGAGCGCACGUGGCCAACCCACUGCCACGCCCGAGGGACGGGUUUCCGUCCCCACCUCGGCCCUAGUGAACCCUGUGGCUGGAGUGCCUCCUGAUCCCACAGUGAUGCCCACCUCGGGGCGCUGCCAGACGCCAGGGUAACGCGUGUGAUACACAGUGUGCUGAGAAGUGCAGGCUGUCACUGAAUGUCCGUGGUGGGGUGACGCCCGAGCAGGGUGCGCUGGCCUGGCUCCAGAAGACCGGCCUCUCCAGCCCCCACGACGCACCCGUUUGCUGCGUGGCCCGUGCAGGCGGUGGCUGCUCCUGGCUGAAUCAUCCCGAGACAAGCGUCCAGCCCGAGCUCUCUACAGCCCUUCCCUGCGCUGCCAGGCAGGCCCCGGGAGCUGUGCCCAGCUGUGUCCGAUUAGCUGGGGCGUGACCUGCAUUUGAACUUGCUGCAAAGAAAGAUGUGGAUCUCCUGUUACUGGAAAACAGGAAUUAGCUUGUCUGCUUGAAGAUGUGGUUGGUUCUUUAUAAAAAGGAUACAGAAGAAAUUCGCACAGACUGCCAGCUUCAUUAUGCUGCCGACAGCUUCCAGCAAAAGGAGAACGUUUGCAGCCAGAUAUUUCACUCGCUCCAAAAGCCUGGUGAUGGGGGAGCAGAGCCGGAGCCCCGGGAGGCCACUGUGCCCGCACAGGCCGGGCCCUGUGCUAAAGGCAGGCUGGCUGAAGAAGCAAAGGAGCAUCAUGAAGAACUGGCAGCAGCGCUGGUUUGUGCUGCGCGGGGAUCAGCUUUUCUACUACAAGGACAAAGACGAGAUCAAGCCCCAGGGAUUUAUUUCUCUACAAGGGACCCAGGUGACCGAACUUCUUCCUGGCCCUGAGGACCCAGGGAAGCACCUCUUUGAGAUCAGCCCAGGUGGUGCCGGGGAGCAGGAGAAGGUGCCGGCCAACCCCGAGGCGCUCCUGCUCAUGGCCAGCUCCCAGCGUGACAUGGAGGACUGGGUGCAGGCCAUCCGCCGGGUCAUCUGUGCCCCUCUGGGCAGAGGUACUGCCCGUAGAUCGCAUGCCCACCCUCUAGAACAUUUGCCUUCAGGGAUCUUUGGGCAGCGCCUGGAGGACACAGUCCACCACGAGCAGAAGUAUGGCCCCCGCCUGGCACCACUGCUGGUGGAGCAGUGUGUGGACUUCAUCCGGGAGCGUGGGCUCACUGAGGAGGGGCUAUUCCGCAUGCCAGGCCAGGCCAACCUGGUGAGGGACCUGCAGGAUUCCUUCGACUGUGGGGAGAAGCCACUGUUUGACAGCACAACAGACGUGCACACGGUGGCCUCCCUGCUGAAGCUCUACCUUCGGGAGCUCCCUGAGCCCGUGGUCCCCUUCGCCAGGUACGAGGACUUCCUCAGCUGCGCCCAGCUGCUCACCAAGGACGAGGGGGAGGGCACUCUGGAGUUGGCUAAACAAGUGAGCAACCUUCCUCAGGCCAAUUACAACCUGCUCAGAUACAUCUGCAAGUUUCUGGAUGAAGUUCAAGCGUACUCAAAUGUCAACAAGAUGAGUGUCCAGAACCUGGCAACUGUCUUUGGACCUAACAUUCUGCGGCCACAGGUUGAGGACCCAGUAACCAUCAUGGAAGGCACUUCCCUCAUCCAGCACCUGAUGACCGUCCUCAUCCGCAAACACAGCCAGUUCUUCACGGCGCCCACCCCGGAAGGGCCUAACUCCACACGCGGAGGCCAGCAGUGCGCAGUGGGGUGGGGCUCCGAAGAGGUCACCAGGGACAGCCAGGGAGAGCCCGGUGGCCCUGGCCUGCCCACACACAGGACCUCUUCCCUGGAUGGGGCGGCCGUGGCGGUACUCUCCAGAACCGCCCGCACGGGGCCGGGGAGCCGGUGCAGCCCUGGGAAGAAGGUGCAGACCCUGCCCAGUUGGAAGUCCUCAUUCCGGCAGCCGGCGUCCCGGUCAGGAAGCCCGAAGCGGGGCGGCUCGUCCCUGGAGGUGCCCAUCAUCUCCUCUGGCGGGAACUGGCUCAUGAACGGGCUGUCCUCCCUGCGCGGCCACCGCCGAGCCUCGUCGGGAGACCGGCUCAAGGACUCAGGCUCUGUGCAGAGACUCUCCACCUACGACAAUGUGCCCCCUGCGGGCUUGGUUCCCGGCACGCCCCGCGUGGCUAGCAUGGCGUGGUCGGGGGCCUCGUCCAGCGAGUCAUCGGCUGGGGGCUCGUUCAGCAGCUGCACGGCCUGCCGCGCCAGCGACUCCUCCCGCAGCUCCUUGCACACCGAAUGGGCCCUGGAGCCCUCCCCGCUCCCCAGCAGCAGCGAGGACCCCAAGUCCCUGGACCUGGGCCACAGCCUGGACGAGGCGGGGACCGGUGCCAGCAACAGUGAGCCGGGCAGCCCCACCCGGGAGCAUGCGCGCCGCUCUGAGGCCCUGCAGGGGCUGGUCGCGGAGCUCAGGGCCGAGCUGUGCCGCCAGCGGACUGAGUACGAGAGGAGUGUGAAAAGAAUGGAAGAAGGGAGUGCAGACCUGAGAAAACGAAUGUCUCGGUUAGAAGAAGAACUGGACCAGGAAAAGAAAAAGUACACCAUGCUGGAAAUAAAGCUGCGGAACUCCGAGCGGGCGCGGGAGGACGCAGAGAGGAGGAACCAGCUGUUGCAGAAGGAGAUGGAGGAGUUUUUUUCUACCUUAGGAAACUUGACUGUUGGGGCAAAAGGUACCAGGGCCCCAAAGUAAAAGGAAUGGCAGAGCUCACUUCUGUGCCACAUCUGCUGAUCUCCAGCCAUGCUCAGAGUCAGAAGCCUCUGUGUCUCCAGAGGGGCCAGGUGCUCCAGAGCCAGCUGGAGAGAGAUCCUGAUACUCCUGUGGGGACUGUCAGGACCCCACACAGACCAGGUGGGAUCUAGAUGCUGCUCCAACUGUGCAGCUCCCGGUGAGGAUCAGAAGGGGAUGGUACUAAGAGCAGUGCUUAUCCAGGAAAUGUCCCCCAUGGCCACAGAAAUGGAGGGCACCCAGGAUCCGGGCAGCUGCCAGCAACAGUUAGCUUUCUUUAUUAAAUGUGCUCACAAAGCA
Molecule: messenger RNA, 3359 nt
Organism: Callithrix jacchus (white-tufted-ear marmoset)
Lineage: Eukaryota; Metazoa; Chordata; Mammalia; Primates; Cebidae
Gene: ARHGAP22
Product: Rho GTPase activating protein 22
Biological process (GO): signal transduction; activation of GTPase activity
Cellular component (GO): focal adhesion
Molecular function (GO): GTPase activator activity
Source: RefSeq, a predicted model, not a curated record